Molecule: messenger RNA, 6114 nt
Organism: Peromyscus californicus insignis
Lineage: Eukaryota; Metazoa; Chordata; Mammalia; Rodentia; Cricetidae
Gene: Fam13a
Product: family with sequence similarity 13 member A
Source: RefSeq, a predicted model, not a curated record
AUGUGUCCUUCAGCAAGCUGGAGAACUAGACCACCACAAGUGUGUAGUGAGGAUGAUGCUAUUGUCAACCAAAUAGCCGGUGGACAGGCUACUACCUGUUAUGUUCAGUCAGUGCUGCCCAGAUGUGCACAGACACUGGACCAUCCCCUGGAGCAUGGAAAUCCUACCACUGGCCGCACCCUCCAACAGGAAUGAUCUUCCUUCUUCAGCAACCAUCACCUGCUAAUAGCUCCUCAGGAAGAAGUGGGACCUGAGAAGCUCCUCCCCAUCUACCGUCUAUGCCGCAAGUUUGGCAGGCUUGCUGUCAGGCACAUCUUAUACAGAAAACCAUGGCUACAAUUUAUUACAUGAGGCUGGGAAGAGAAUCAGCUUGGGCACCUUCUUAAACCCCAACAGCUAUUCCAACAGGUAGCCCUGGUUCACCCCUUUGGCUGCUCCUGAGCAUCUGCCUGAGUUCAAUGUCUUCUCCCUCAGCAAAUGCUAAGAAAUGACACGUGACCUCUGGGGACAGUCGCCACUGUUCCGUAAGCAGCCUCACUUCCGAAGAGGUAUCACCAAGCUCAGAAGUUGGUGAGACUGUACUGUGCAGAGUGAAAGAGCAUUCCAAGCUGGGCACAGUGGUACACACCCAAGGUCCCUGUCUGACUGGAGCAGUGAGACAGGAGGAUCACUAGAUCCCAGAAACUAGAGGACAGCCUGGGCAACAGCGAGCCCUGUGUGGAAAAAUGACGAACACGGUGACUGAAGCUAUCCACAAACUUCUGGUGUUUUGCUUGUGGGUGACACUGUAUUUCUGGACCUUUUUUUCGGCAUCAGCUUAUGUCAAUCAGCCUUCACCGAGCGAAAUUCCUGAGCUCCUUUAAAGAGUGCAGAGGUUGAUCUCGGAGCACAGUGUGGAGAGUUCAGUCCAUGACCACUGGGCUAUUACUUCUCAGCAUGUGACAAAAGGAGUGCAUGGAGGAGAAGAGAUCAAUGUCCCAUCAUCCCCUUAGAGGCCACCCUUCCAGUGAUCUAAAACCUCCUAGUAGAUGCCACCUUGUAAAGAUUUCACCACUUUCCAUGAAAGCACAAAGCCAAGCCUUUGGUGGCUGGGCCUUUGAGGAACAUUCCAGAUUCCAACUCUAACAUAGCCUUUUCUUCCCAACUCCUUCCAUUUGUGUCUUCCUUCCUUCAUGCCAGGUUAUCAUCUGAUAAAGUAUCAUCGCCUCUCAGUGAAUAGUCUCAAGUGGGAUCAACAUGAGAAGGAUUGUGUCAGAAUACCGGAGUGGGUAUAGCCUACACACAGUCUGAAAGUUCCCCUAGGAGAUGUCAGUGCCUCUUCUUGCCUGUGCCCUUUAACCAUACCAUAAGUUUAUAUGUAUUUUAAGUUCUGAGCCCAACCAGAUAUUUUUCUAGGAUGUUAUCAAUACAUUGGGUUAUUAACGAUUUUCAUCAUUUGAUUUUUCAGUUCCCAAAGUCCUGGAGUAAAGUAUCUAUUCAGACCCUCAGGAUUCUGUACCUAGAGCUAUGUGAGAGUAUCCUUCAGGUCAUCCUGGACCCAAAUUGUAAAACGAAUCCUGCUUGGAUAGCAUGACUUCAGUAGAAGAUGCUGAUUGUGCCAAGUGGAUACCCAGCUCACAGGAAGAUGAAAGACCUUUGUCACCUUUCUAUCUGAGUGCUCAUGUAUCCCAAGUCAGCAAUGUUUCAACAACUGGAGAGCUCUUAGAAAGAACCAUCAGGUCAGCAGUAGAAGAACAUCUUUUUGAUGUCAACAGCUCUGGAGAUCAAAGUGCAGAAGACUCAGAACCUGGACCGUCGACAGCAUCUUCCACACCCACCAGGCACCGAGGGCAUCAAUUUAAGAAGCAGGAUGAUGUUUGGCAUGGUCGAGACAAAGAACUUAUCAAUAAGGAGAAUAUUCCCUAUGGCUUCAGCAACUAUGAUGAGUGUAUUUUGAACGUCCAGGAAGCAGAAAGAGUCCCGGAUGAUGCUUGUGAUUAUGUAGAAGAAAGAAGUAAACCCAAGCGUCAGAAAUCCAGUUCCAGGCUUACAGAGCUCAGUGAAAAUCAUGAUGGGCUCCUGAACAUGGAAAGUCUUAGUUCUGUGCAGUCGCACGAAAGACCUGGACCUGAAGCUGUUGAACUGAGGUCCAGUGAAAGCAAAGAAAAUGGAAGAGGUAGUGGAGACACUCAGCAUUAUGAGAGCCCCACAAUGAAGAUUCAGGAGCAUCCCAGUAUAUCUGACACCAAACAACAGAGGAAUCAAGAUGCCGAUGAUCAGCAAGAGAGCUUUGUCCCUGAAAUGCCCCCGUUGGACCUGACAGCAUUGUGUGAUGAGAAGAACUGGGAAGAGCCCCUCCCUUCCUGGCAGCAAGAGAAUGUGGACUCUGACGAAGCCCGCCUCUCCCCACAGGCUGGGCGCCUGAUUCACCAGCUUCUGGAUGAGGACAGCGACCCCAUGCUGUCCCCCAGGUUCUAUGCCUAUGGGCAGAGCAGGCAGUACCUGGAUGACACAGAAGUACCUCCAUCUCCGCCAAAUUCCCAUUCUUUCAUGAGGCGGAGAAGCUCUUCCCUUGGGUCCUACGAUGAUGAGCAAGAGGACUUGACACCUGUGCAGCUCACCCGAAGGAUCCAGACCCUUAAAAAGAAGAUCCGCAAGUUUGAGGACAGGUUUGAAGAGGAGAGGAAGUACAGACCCUCCCACAGUGAUAAAGCAGCCAACCCAGAGGUUCUGAAGUGGACAAAUGACUUGGCCAAAUUCCGGAAACAGCUUAAAGAGUCGAAACUAAAGAUCUCUGAAGAGGACCUCACCCCCAGGACACGACAACGAAGCAACACACUCCCCAAGAGCUUUGGUUCCCAGCUAGAAAAGGAAGAUGAGAAGAAGCAAGAACUGGUGGAUAAAGCCAUCAGGCCCAGCGUGGAAGCUACACUGGAAUGCAUACAGAGGAAGCUCCAAGAGAAGCGAGAGGAGUCUAGCCGUCCUGAGGACAUUAAGGAUAUGACCAAGGACCAAAUUGCCAAUGAGAAAGUGGCCCUGCAGAAAGCGCUUCUAUACUAUGAAAGCAUCCACGGGAGGCCGGUGACAAAGACUGAGCGUCAGAUUAUGAAGCCUCUGUAUGAUAGGUACCGACUGGUCAAACAGAUCCUGUCCCGGGCCAGCACUGUCCCCAUCAUUGGGUCCCCUUCCAGCAAACGGAGAAGCCCUUUGCUGCAGCCAAUUAUCGAGGGUGAAACUGCUUCCUUCUUCAAGGAGAGAAAGGAACAAGAGGAGGGGUCAGAGGAUGACAGCUCCACCAAGCCAGACUUCACAGUCCCUCUGAAGACAGACUGCAGUGCACACUGUUUCCUGGACCAACUUGAAGACGAUGCUGAUGGAUUUAUUUCACCAAUGGAUGACAAAAUGCCAUCAAAAUGCAGCCAGGACUCAGGCCUUUCAAACCUCCACUCUGCUUCAAUACCUGAGCUCUUGGAAUACCUUCAGGAAAUGAGAGAAGAGAAGAAAAUGAUUCGAAAGAAACUUCAUGAUUUUGAGGACAACUUCUUCAGACAAAAUGGGAGAAAUGUCCAGAAGGAAGACCGUACUCCAAUGGCCGAGGAAUAUAAUGAAUACAAGCACAUAAAGGCGAAGCUACGGCUGCUGGAGGUGCUUAUCAGCAAGAGGGACGCUGAUUCCAAGUCUAUGUGAAGGACUGGUAGCAUGGACGACAGCUUUCCCGGAAAGAUUAGCUCUGGAAGGCAGCCUUGGAGCUGUACCUGCGAAGCAGGCAACCCCCUGCCUCUGAGCCGUCAGAUUAGCUCCUGCUUCCAUGGCCUGCAUGGAAGAUGACAGUGUGACCUGACUUAGGAAUUUCAUAAUGGGAGAGUCCAGACUCCUACCCAUGUCAAUGCACACUGCAGUAAGAACUUAAGGGACAUGAGCAGUGAUCAGACACACCAUCAGACACACCCAUCUACAGAUAAUUUGCUGUUCUUCCCUGACAACUAAGAAACACAAGGCCAUCCUAAAACUGUGACAAACACAAGCUCAGGACUUCCCUCGCAGAGCCUGCUUCUUGUGGCGGUCUGUGCUCUCCCUGGCCCCCACCACAUGGUGACCGUACUUUGGCGUACCAUUUGCUGCCUUGGCCGUUUCCCCAAGCUGUACUUAUUCUCUCCCACUGAUCCAUUUCCCGUUAGCUCUCAGGUAGAUGGAAGCUGUAUCUGCCAGAGGUGGCAGGGCAGUCCUUUCAUUGAUGUGCUCUCAGCCGACAGACUUUAAGUCCCUGCCUCAUACUUGUGUAUGCUGAGGACAGAGUGACAACCGAAGUAGCUAUGCAGAUGCGAUUUUUAAAAUCAGGUGACAGCUGAAGAGCCUGAAACCUCUUCAAGACACUGACUGCACUUUCCAGUCUCAGACAUUGUUGAACACAAAACAAGGCCAGUGUUCCUACGAUAACAUGUUUGGGGCUCAAUUUUGUUGUUGCACUAGCCAAACAAAGGGGUCUUGCUUAAUUAUUAGACUAGGUCUAGACUCUCAUGGGAGAGAGGAGUCUGUAUCAGCCUCCUGAGCUUACCAGAGUUUAAUUUUUCUACAAAAGUGAGUCUGCACUAAAAUCCUUAAAUGGAUGGGUAAGAAGAUGUAGCCCUCAGAGCUCAGCUCAAUCUCAAGGCAGGAUCUAGAUCCCAGUUUCCAAGAUGAUACGUAAACAAAAUGGUGUGUGGCCAAUUUCAAUGCUCUUUUUUUUCCCCCAAAGUCUAUGUCACAAAGCGGUCUAUAUUAGACAUUUUGGAGGGACCAGGGAACUUGAGACGCCCAAUCCUUCAUCUCUUCUGUGUGCUUGCUGUCACUCUGCGCUGUGUUGUUUCUUUUCACCCACUGUGUCUGUCUGAAGAACGAAGCCUGGGCUUUGCAGGCACCCGCACGAGGUGCGUGGCAGCCUUGCCUAGGACGACUGCGGCAGAGGCUGGGCAGGCAGCAGGGAGACCUCGUUCUGUUUGGAGAGUGGCUUUCUGCGGGAUACAGUGUUAAGGAGGAGAAGGGAAAAUUGUAACACCCGUGGCAAUGAUAACACCAGUUUGGGGUUCUCCGGUCAGAUGAUUUUUCAGGACUGCUCUCCUCACUGUAGCUCAGUCAUCAGGGGGCUCUUUCAGUAAUGGGGCUGGGGGUGGAGAAUUCCUUCCGUUUUGCUUUUACAAAUAAUCACAUAGAAGCAUGAGCUACGUGUUGGAAACACUCUGUUUUUAUCCACACACAUAAAGACGGUACAUAAUCCUACAAAUUUCAAUAUACAUGAAGAGGUAGUUCGAUGUUCUUUGCUCUGCUGUUUACAUUUGCUGAUUUCAAAAAGCUGUAUUAGAAAUAAAAUUAUGUAAUGUAGGAUUGUUUCCUAUUUUUGAAGCCUGAACAUCAAUCAUUCACAUGACCAAAAAUUGUAUUUUUAAAAAGAAAUCCAUAUCUAGUCUGUAAUUUUUAACUACUUAUUCUCCGAAGUUAACUAUGGAAUAACUCAAUUAGUACCAGUUAACGUUUAAAGCACAUGGGGACUCAGGAGUAUUGUUUUGAAAAAAAUACACUAGAGGUUUUUUUCUAAGCUGCAUAUAAAUGAAACGCUACUAGAUGUUUUGAAAUCCAUUGUUUUCACCAAAGGUAAAUGAACUAAAAGACUUAUCAGGACUCCCACUCAGUUUUAUGUGAUCAAUAAAAUACCAAGUUAUUGGAAAAUAAAUCAUGUAUGGAAUGGUUUCCUUCAUAAUCUCUGACCAGUUUUCCUCAUAAAAUGGAGUCCAAACGAAUGUGGGAGCUGUGUUUAUAUCAGGUCUUCUCUGCAGGCAUAUUACUCAGCGGUUUCUGGCUCUGCUGCAAGUGUGGGGGAAAUUGGUUUCCAUGGCAACUGUCUCUGCAGCUCUCUGUCUCCAAGCACUAGAGGCAGCAUCUUAAUUGGCUUCACACAAACAGAAUGCUGUAGGCUAGGGAUUCUUUUCGCUCUCUUGAGAACAAGCAUGUAUCUUAGUACAUAACAAGAAAAAACAUCAAGGGUUAUGUAAGAAUCAGCUUGACUAUGUGAUCAUGAGGAUUAACGGAGUGGUAAAAUCAUGUAAUGUUUAUAAAUGCUUGCUUUUAUUGUGUAUAGUCUAGAAUAAAUAUUGAAAUAGG